CGUCCCAAUACAGAUCAACACAAUCACGCAAUUUGCCAGCGUCCUACCAGAACACGCGCCAUGCAUCCGACGAGUACAAUGUGACUGUCUCUUACACAUAAUAGGUAACGUAGACCUUCAAGCUUUUCGCAUUAUGCCGCAAAGAAGACCGACUUACCUGUAGCUAGCCUAUGAUGGGAUGGUAACAGUGUGACGGGCCUCAAGUACACUUCCCGCGAUGGGAAGCUACGAAGGUCUGCUGUGGACAUAAGCGUGAUCCACACCCGCGUGGGCAAAAAUGACGUGACGGACGCGACUUUUGGCACAAUUGAUCCUUUGGUUCUCCCCUCUUUCCUCCUUCCUCUCCUCGAUUUCCAAACCUUCUCGUGAAUAUCUGACACUCUACCACCCAAUUCACAUCGCCAUUGUGCAUAAUUGUUACAUUGUAAAGCAACAUGGCUGAGGAACUGUCCAAGAACUUCGAGACGCUGCAAUUGCACGCUGGUCAUGAGCCAGACUCAGCGACAAACUCUCGUGCCGUACCUAUCUACGCGACCAGUUCCUACACGUUCAAUGACAGCGCUCAUGGCGCAAGGCUCUUCGGACUCAAAGAGUUUGGCAAUAUCUACAGUCGCAUAAUGAAUCCCACCGUCGAUGUCCUCGAGAAACGUAUCGCCGCACUAGAAGGCGGUGUUGCAGCACUAGCAACAGCGUCUGGCCAGGCCGCUCAAUUCAUCGCCAUAGCUGCGUUGGCACAUGCCGGAGACAACAUCAUUGCAACCUCGAACUUGUACGGAGGCACAUACAACCAGCUCAAGGUCUUCUUCCCACGCCUGGGAGUGCAGACCAAAUUCGUCAACGGCGACAAGCCGGAUGACUUCAAGGCUGCGAUUGACGAGAAGACGAAGGCCAUCUACCUUGAGAGUAUCGGCAACCCAAGGUACAACGUCCCCGACUUCGAGAAGAUCAUAGCGAUUGCGCACGAGGCUGGUGUUCCGGUCAUUGUUGACAACACAUUUGGUGCUGGAGGAUACUUCUGCAGGCCUAUCGACUUUGGUGCCGACAUUGUGGUGCACUCUGCUACGAAGUGGAUUGGAGGCCACGGAACGACGAUUGGUGGUAUCAUCGUAGACAGCGGAAAGUUCGACUGGGGCAAGCAUGGCAAGCGCUUCCCGCAGAUGGUUGAGCCGUCAGACGGCUACCAUGGACUCAAGUUCUGGGAGACUUUUGGAGCCAUCACAUUCAUCAUCCGAGCCCGCGUUGAGAUCCAGCGAGAUCUAGGCGCAGCGCUGAAUCCCUUCGCUGCACAACAGCUCAUUCUUGGUGUCGAAACCCUUUCCCUACGAGCCGAGCGACACGCAUACAACGCACUCAAACUGGCGAAAUGGCUUGAGAACAACAAGAACGUAAGCUGGGUAUCGUACCCAGGUCUCGAGAGCCACCAAUCACACGAGCUAGCGAAGAAGUACCUACCGCGUGGUUUUGGAGGCGUGCUAUCAUUUGGUGUAACAGGAGGUGGUGCAGCAGGCAGCCAGGUUGUAGACAACUUUAAGCUCAUCUCCAAUGUAGCGAACGUUGGCGAUUCGAAGACGCUGGCUAUCCAUCCUUGGACGACGACGCACGAGCAGUUGAGUGACGAGGAGAAGAUCAGCUCUGGUGUUACAGAGGAUCUCAUCCGUAUUUCAGUUGGCACAGAACACAUCGACGACAUUAUUGCCGACUUUGAGCAGUCGUUCAAUAAGUCUAACACGAAGCCGGCUGAAAAGGGUCAGCCUGAGAAUGCAACCAAAACAGGCGGCGGUGAGCCUUCUGCGUCCUUGUCGGGAGCUACAUAGGAAUGUGGUACUGAGUUUGUUGCUCUAGAAACGCGAACAGCGAUUCCGAGAUUGUAGUGCGAUGAAUACCUAAUGGCAGUCCUGGGCCAUAUUGUGGCUGAUAGGUCAGAUGUUUGAUACCUACACUACUUGUUAUCUAUUGCGCAGCGUGAACUCUCUCCGUGGUGUCCUCG
Molecule: messenger RNA, 1987 nt
Organism: Alternaria rosae
Lineage: Eukaryota; Fungi; Ascomycota; Dothideomycetes; Pleosporales; Pleosporaceae
Product: Cys/Met metabolism PLP-dependent enzyme-domain-containing protein
Exons: 6
Coding region: 435-1814 (459 amino acids)
Biological process (GO): transsulfuration
Molecular function (GO): transferase activity, transferring alkyl or aryl (other than methyl) groups; pyridoxal phosphate binding
Source: RefSeq, a predicted model, not a curated record